This is a messenger RNA of Cladocopium goreaui, 3663 nucleotides long. Lineage: Eukaryota; Dinophyceae; Suessiales; Symbiodiniaceae. The record is from the annotation of a GenBank genome assembly.
AGCUCAAUCCGCGGCCGCCCGGCGCGAAGCGCGCCCGGGGGCAGCGCCCGCUGAUGAGGCGGAAGAGGUGGGAUGAGCUCCAAGUUGCUCGCUGAAGAGAAGGAACUGGUGAAGCUGGUGUACUUCGGGGAGGUGAGAUCACAUGAAGGCAUUCGACUGUGGCGCCGGGCACAGGAGCGACAGCGUUCCCCACGACCGCGCUCCCGGGAACGGCCGCUGGAACAGACAGGUAGCGCAGCAGCGACCGUCGGGACAGGGCUUGAUGAGAGCGCCUUGAGCCGUGUCCUGGACUCGCUGAACGAAGCCUAUCGGCGCCUGACGCGGCCCGACCAGGUGGGUCGCGCCUGGACCUCGGAACGCUGGGCGAUGCUGAGCCAGGUUCUUGCGAAAUUGCGGACGUUGGCAAACAUUGCGAAGUGGAACUUGGCUUCGCCGGCGCAGAUCUUGUCCUCCGAUCCCAAGGCUCUAGCCGAAACCGGUGUAGAGGAUACCACCUUGGCUGGUCAGGCCGUGGACUCCGCUGAGGCGCUGGUCGAUGCUCGUGUGCUCCGUAUUGCAGUGCGCCUAGUCCAACAGGUCGACAGCGUGGCUCGUAACGGCAACGGCAAGGGCGGAUGUUCCGGUGCCACACAUGCAGCCGCUUGGGUGUCACCAGAGGUGGUUUCGUUGGCGGGCAUGGUCUUAACCCAUUUGCGAUCAAUCACCCUGGUGCUGGAGCAGAGUGAACGCACCGACUUAGAAGCCCUGGAGAAGGUCUACUCGGGCUUGGCCAGCGGUUUGUCGUCCUUGAGACGGCGCUUGGGGAAAGAGGUGCGGCGCUUGGGAUAUGGCAGCUCAACGCGACUCGGCAACCAUGAGACUUGGGAAACUCGCGACCCUUUGCAGGAUGCGGCCAAAGCAGCCUCAAGCCUGGGCGUGAGCGUUUCGCAGAGCCACCAGGGCUGGGCGUCGGUCAAAGAGAAGUUCGCAGUGCAUGCGCGAUCAGAGGAGGAGAAGAUCGCUCUAAAGGCCGACAGCUUUGCGCGCCUGCACCAGGCCACCUUGCUCAGUUGCAUCAGCUCCUUCGCAGAACUGGGCACCGGCGAUGACAAAGGCCUUGAGGAACACACCCCUCAACGUGUGCAACGCCUGUUGGACUCAAUCCUGCACGAUGCAGAGAAAGCGACGUGGUCUGAACCGGAACCUGAUGACGGCGAGUCGCUUGCACCGUGGCAUGUGGAGUUCACGAGCAAUCAACUCAGGGCGAUGCAAGAUGCUGUGCAAAGUGGCAUUCCAAAGGUGGCUGGUGCUCAAACGCUGAUGCAAGACACCCUCAACGGAUAUGCGCAGCUGUCCUCUGCCUUAGGCUUGUCCUACACCGUGGAGAAAGCGCUGAGAGCGAACCCGGCAAAGAUCCGAGAACACGAGGCCUUGGUCGAGUUGGUGUUGCAGCUGCAGGAAGCUUGGCGCGACAGCGGUGCCUUACUCACGGAGAGUCGACAGGCUGACCUGGUGGCAUUAGAACGCACGCGCACGAGGCAUAGCAGGCUGGUGGUUCGUGCAUAUCGCAUCGGAGGGGAGGAGAUGGCAACGAUGGUCCUGGCUCGGCUGCUACUGGUGGAUGAGAUGCUCCUGCCACCGGCCAAGAGAAGACUCACUGGAGAGAUGCCAUUCACCAUGGACAAGCCCUAUCGUAUUUGUCAAGCGGUGAUUUCAGGCUUGGAGCAGGCCGGGCGGGUCAACGCCCGGCGGCGGCGCAGAUGGCUGCGCUGUCCUCACGCCAACAUGCGGGUGGUGCUGGCUGGCGAGGUAUGGCGACAGCUCAUGGAGCGGCACUUGAACACCGAAGCCGCCUUCGAUCCUUUGAACGCGUGUAUGGACCUUCCUUUGUCGCUGCGCGAGUUCCGCAUUGCCGCCAGCUUUCUGGAGGUAAACCUGGCUGAACGGGUAGCAGGACUGCUCUAUGAGGUCUGUGCAGAUAUGACCGGCUCCAAUGGCGAGGCGACAUUGUAUAGCCUUCAGAAGGUCUUGGCGCGCUUCGGGGCUCGCGGCUGUGGGCAGUGGGGCAAGGCAGCGGAGCUGGCUGCCUAUCAGUUGAAGCACGCGCCUUUGGCGCCGCCCAGAACUUCCUUACCCGUAGAGGAGGCGACACCAGGGAAGCCGCAGGCGAACCCAGGACGCCGGAUGUCAAGUAGCAUGGUUUCCAGCCAGGUGGCGGAGCUGGCUUCGGAAUUGAAAGGUGACCAGGCAUCAGCUCCAUCCAAACUUGCAGCACCAGAGGCCGGCCGCCGCUCCAGCAGCGGCCGGCGCAUGUCCAGCAGCAUGGCAGCCAGCCAGGUGGCGGACCUUGCCUCGGAAUUGAAAAGUGAGGCAGCAGCUCCAUCCAGACUUGCAACACCAGAGGCCGGCCGCCGCGGCAGCAGCGGCCGGCGGAUGUCCAGUAGCAUGGCAGCCAGCCAGGUGGCCGAGCUGGCGCAGGAGUUGAAGGUCGAGGAAAAACCGGAGCUCACCAAGGUUCCAACAACGGCUUCCACGGUGUCGCACCAUGGCCCUGCCGCGCAACCCGCACCGUUGACGCCCAUGGUCUGUCCAAGGUGUUUGAAGGGCGAUUUGCCGACCUUUCCUUAUGUUUCCGUCGGCGAGCUCACCCGCAGCCACGUCACUGCCGCUGCGCCGAUGGUGUCGCCACCGGCCACGGCUGCCACGGCGGCCACGACGUCAGACUUACACAGCAGCUGUGCCUCCGCCAGUGAUAGCUUUGAAGGUGAGUUGUCGCCCGACGACCCCCAGGUAGCGCAGGAACUGGGUGAGGACAUCAUUCUCUCCUGGGCCACUGGAGUGCUUACGGAUGGCAUCGUCCUGUGUAAAGAUGAGCGCGGGGAUUACUUCCGCUGGCUGGCCCGGAUCGUCUUGUACGACAUGUUGGACGAAGAUGUCCUGCAGGAGCGCGCCAAGUCCAGGGAGGAGUCAAGGCCCACCUCCAAAGCCAACAAGGGCGGCAAGCGCACCAGCUUCGUCAUGGCGAUGUCCGCUACGGCCACAGCGAAUAGUGAUGAGAAGCGACCCUCCGUGUCAGAGAACACGAGCCGUCCUCCAGAGGCAUCACGUCCAGCGACGAGCGUCUCUCUAGCCUCCUUGAUCAGCAACAUCACGGACAGCACGCACAAGGCCCAAGUGACGCAGAAGAAGCAGGCGGACCAACUGCAACAGAUGAAGGAAGCCGAACGUGAUUGGUCAAUCCCCAUCCCAGACGUUUACUUGGCCCGGAUGCGCGUAGACCUUGGAGUAAAAUCGGCAGACCACGACGCCUCCAUCACGGCGGCUCUGAGGAAUGUGGUGGGCGAGGAAGCCACCGCGCGGAGAAGAUCCAUCGCCAACAACAUGCUUUUGGCCUAUGGCCGUGGAGCGGAAUUGCAGCAGCAAAAGCGUGCUGAGCGAGAGGUUGAGAUGAUACAGCGGCUCCAAUCGUUGGUUCAAGAGUCGGAAGUGCAGGCUCUGAAGAAGGAGCUGGCGGCGGCGUCGCAGGCCAUUCCGACCAGUUCGACGUUGCUGGUGGGAGGCUCCGCCCAGCUGGCGCAACGGAUCCUGGUGCCGCGGGUCAGGGCUCCAGUAGUGCGCCAUGAGCAGGACGAGCAAGCUAACUUGAAGCAGGCCUUGGCCGAGAUGCGUAAAGACGGAGUAUGA